AUAUUUAUUUGCUUUUUCGCAGUUUUUAUGACAUAUUCAAAUUUUGAGUUUUCUUCCUGUCUUUCGUCCGAAAUAAUGAUAGUUUGAAAUUAUUUUUAAGAAACUUAAACAAUUCUGCACAUCAAAGAAGUUUUUAAGGUGUUCAUGUAUAAUUGUCUUAAAAUAGUUUUCACGAAUUGCACUACCGGUACACAACUGAAUAUAUUAUUUGAAUUAUAAUGGCACAAACCUUUAAGUUGUUCUAUUUUUCAAUUUAUUUAUUACUUUUUUUGCAGUUAGCAGAUUCUGCCCCUCAAAACUCUCCUAAUAAAAGUGACACAACUUUAAACGGUCAAGACGGAGAAAAAGAAAAAGCAACUUUCUUCAAAAAUAUUGAUAACGUGGUAAAUAGUAGGCCUAUAAAAAUAGUAAGACAGCUAUCAAAUUCUGCAAGAGAACGAUUGAAUAAAUUUUCAAAUGAUUUCCAAACUACAUUAAACGAAGAUUCAAAAAACACAGUUAACGGUGAAAAUUCUCUUAUUCCAAAUGCUAUUCAAAAUAAUUUGAUUUUACCUGCUAAGGCUUUAGCUCAAACUAGUUUCAAAACAGUCAAAGAACCUGUUGGAGAAAUGUUUUCUAGUAUAAAAAAAACAUAUGACGAUGAACUAGUUAAAUCAGAUCAGGAAGAAGGUUAUGUCCCAAUAAUUGGAGCUUAUACAAAAAGUGCAAAUAAACCAGUUGCUAUCAUAAGGGCCUCAAAAGAUAUUGUAGAAAAUGCAAUUGGAAGCAUAUUUGAAAGAGCAUCGUCGCUUUGGCAUUUUGGUACAACAAACACAGCUGAAAAAUCUAAAAAAGACAAAUAAUGAAGAUACAAAAAUUAA
This is a messenger RNA of Rhopalosiphum maidis (corn leaf aphid), 860 nucleotides long. RefSeq lists its product as uncharacterized. Lineage: Eukaryota; Metazoa; Arthropoda; Insecta; Hemiptera; Aphididae. Bases 219 to 842 code for a protein of 207 amino acids. The transcript has 9 exons. The record is from RefSeq and is a predicted model, not a curated record.